This is a messenger RNA of Physella acuta, 8242 nucleotides long. RefSeq lists its product as uncharacterized. The record is from RefSeq and is a predicted model, not a curated record. Gene Ontology annotation, cellular component: axon; plasma membrane. Lineage: Eukaryota; Metazoa; Mollusca; Gastropoda; Physidae. Gene Ontology annotation, molecular function: cell-cell adhesion mediator activity. Gene Ontology annotation, biological process: homophilic cell-cell adhesion; dendrite self-avoidance; axon guidance.
AUCUAGUACUUUGUUGAACAAUGUGUUUUCUUUGACAUGGAUUACAACUGUGGUUAUUGUUGUGUUAACGGAUGGAGUAAUAAGGAUAUAGUAGUGAAGAGACAAAGAUAAAAAGAAUACAUUAUUUCGUCAAUCAAGCGCUGGUUUGUUCUAGUUAUUCAUAAGGAUUAAUUCGACGUGGUUGAACAUGCAGUGAAUAACAAUUUCUCUCGCCUGCCCGCUCGGUUGAUGCAUCGUUGAAAGGAAUUCAUUUCGUAAUUCACGUGUGCUGGUAUUUCCUUGUUUUUCGGAUGGCUGAGAAGUUUCGGAUAAGGAACCACUAGUCAUGCAGGGGUGGCUGCUGUCAGGGUUGGUACCACUGGUGCUGGUCAUUGGCCUGUUCAUGAUGGACGGAGGAGAGGCGGUGACGACUACAGGUGGACCUUACAUUAUGCACCAGCCAGCAAAUGUCACUAAGUACGAUGGCCAGAAAGUGGAUUUCCCCUGUGUUUCUGAAGCCUACCACAACACUAUCAUCUACAAUUGGUACAAAGACACAGUGGAUGUCCGUACACUGGAUGGGUUCAAAGCUAAAAGAAUCAGUAUCACAGAGGAUGGCACCCUUCACUUUGAUCCUGCCGUCAAAGGGGACAGGGGCUGGUACACUUGCAGACCCAGCAAUGGACUUGGUCAUGAUGAAGCAUCGGCGUACCUAAACAUUAUUUAUAAGCCAGAAGUGCAAAAAAUGCCAUCCCAGAUAACAUGGGCUAAAGGCUACCUUCAGCAGAUAGAUUGCCCUGUAGAUUCAAACCCACCGCUUUCUAAGGUGGACUGGGUGAAAGAUUCCUCUGUGGUCAAAGGCACAGGGCGCUUUGACAUCCUGGGUAAUGGUACCCUGCUGGUGAGUAAUGUUACAGAUGGAGAUGGAGGUAACUACCAAUGCACACCCUAUAAUUCCAUGGGGAAUGGUCUCCCUUCAUCAAGAGUUCUGGUUGUAGUCAAAGACCCCCCAGAGUUCACUAAAGAACCUAUGCCGCAAUAUAUCAGAAAUAUUGGAGAUUCAGUGGUUAUGGAAUGUGAAGCCUUUGGUAAUCCAUCAGUUUCUGUAGUUUGGACUAAGGUAAAUGGCAUGCUUAUAAAUAAUGAACGAGUGACAAUGACAGAGAAAUACCUAGAAAUAAGGAAUUUAACAAAAGAGGAUCAUGGGACAUAUGAAUGCAAAGCCAUCAACACAAUAGCUUCUAGAGUUAAGGUCACAGAGCUUAGGAUUGAUAAUACAACUCCGUACGCACCGUUUAAUGUGACAGUGAUACCCAGUGUUUUCAAUGUGACAAUAACAUGGCAGCCAGCAUAUGAUGGGGGAACACUUCAAUCAUACACUCUGUGGUUUCGGCAGGUGAAUCACAAUGACUGGCAAAAAAUGGACAUGCCAGGCACUUCAGCAACUGUCUUUUCUUUGUAUGGUCUACACCCAAAUGCAGAAUAUGAGUUUAAAAUAUUGUCCUACAAUAAAUGGGGCAAUGGAUCUUUCAGUGAUGUAGUUAGACAGAAAACAUUGGGUUUGUCUGAACCGGGCAGUCCAAGCAACCGCGACAACAUCACACCGGAUUACGACCCUCUUGCUGCCCUUAGUUUGCCACGAGACCAGAAUGGGGACAUCUACUACCCCGAGGUGGUUGAGAAUAGAGGUCCUAUACCAAACCCUCCUUCCAACUUAUCCUACCAAGUUAAAGAUAAUACUAUUUUUCUUUAUUGGAGAGUUCCUUCAUUUUCACCAGCACCAAUAUUCUACUACUUGAUAGAAUACAAUGAAAUUAGUGGCAGCAACUGGAAAUACUACCCAGAGAGGAUCAUCAAUGCCAUGACUAGUAGUGCUGUCAUGAAAGGAUUACCCAGCGGGAAUUAUGACAUCAGACUACGGUCAUAUGGCGUCUUGGCCAAAAGCCCCUUAUCCAACACCAUCCGCGUGAGCUUGCCCAGUGGAAAAAACAAAGGCAAUGCUGAUGCAUCUUCAUCAUCUGAUGACUUGGUUCUACCAGAGGCCCUUAUUGGUGGAAUUAUUGGGGGCGUGUUGUUUUUAUUGGUUGCUGUCCUUCUGGCUUUGGUGGCCAUUUUUCACAGCCGAAAGAAAGACAGGAAGGCCAAAUCAAAAUACAAUGAUGUCAACUAUGGUAAACCUGAUGAAAUGAAUGGAAGACAUGAACCUCAGGCAAAACGGGAUCGCUGGCAAUACAAUGGAGGAGGAGACUUUGUGACAUCUCUGGAUGCAACCGACGGUAUUUUCUUCUUACCCCAGACCCGAGCACUUGACCAAUCAGCUGACAUGAUGUCCACGCGCUUGUAUGUUGAUAAACUUGACCCUCAGAAACACAGCGCUGGUCGGAGUGUCCCCUUUAGGGAGGGGUAUGACCAGGGUAUUGCUCGCCAGGUGCCUUUGAAUGAAACAAGUUUUAUGAGUGAUAGGUCGCAGGCCGGGUCGUUCAGGUCCCGACCGGAUAAGAACGUCACCUGGCCUGACGAAAAAGGUGAAUCAAGUCUCAUCCAGCAGCCUUUGUCCAGAUCUUUGCCUCCAAGUUACGGCCGCCUUCCCCUAGAAACUUAUCCCCAUCCACAUCAUGAACAGGUAAACGAUCCUUUGCCACAGCAGAGACAUCCAUCAUCGUUUAAAGAUUACCCCACCUUAUCAAAAUCAUACUCGUUUCCUUCUCAUCACGCACCUGUCAAGCCAGCUUUAGCCAAUCAGUAUCCAAGUCAUUCAGCUCACUUAGCAGCACCGCGUUAUCCCAGCCAUUCAGGUUCCUCCCCCAGGGAGGGCCCAGCCCCCAGGGAGGGCCCAGCCCCCAACUUGGAUACCCAGUAUCCAAGUUUUCAAAGUGAAGACGAUGAAGUCUUCGGAACGUUGCCUCAGCAGCCUGGUCUCAAGCCGACACCUGGGUUCCCCCGGCAUAGCUCGAUGAAGCCAAGCCAGAUGACGUACCUGACUGAUGAUUACCUGCCCUCACAGCAGUCCAAUGUUCCCUUGUUUGGGGCCGAGGACAUCAGCUCGGUGCUGGAGCCUGUUUCAGAGCAGACAUCCCAGAGCCAUCCUAAUCAUUCCGUGUCACCAGCCGGCCGUGCUUUGUACAGCCCUCGUCACGACACCGCCCACAUUCCACCAGGCUAUUACAUCAGCACGGGCGACAGCGCCAAGCCGUUCGCCAUGGUAACCCCUGCCCACCAGCGCCGCCACCCUAGUGAUAACGAGAGCAACAACAGCAGCGGCAGGCCGUUGGGCUACACGCGCGACCACUUGCAGGGCGUGGUCCAGAGACUCCGCCAAGCCCCACCUGUCGCCCCGCCCGUCAAGCCUUCCCGCCAAGCUAACAUCUCCGGCUACUCUGAUCCCUUGCCACAGAGCAGGGUCAACCUGUACCUGCCCCCUCAGAUGUCCAAGUCACAUUCAGCCCUACAGGACCCUGACUACUAUGGUACACUGGAUAGCGCUGAUAACAGUCUGGCUCGGCGCAAAGUUCCGUACUACAUGUCUGAUAUUAUCAAUGAACCUGAAUAUGUCAAUGAGCCACUCAGGCCCAGAGCUUUAAGUGAAGGAAGUCGUGGGUUAAAAGGAAUUCCUUCAUUUGAGGCUCAGGAUUAUGAAGGUGCACCUUAUGUAAAUAGACCAUCUAAUUGGAUGUCUUACCCAGAUAUGUCCCUGCCUAGAAACUAUCAUGAUGGACAGUAUGAUAGUAGGAAUGACAGUGGCAGAAGACCAUCAGAUGAGCGUAGGCAGUAUGAUUACAGAAGACCCGCGGGUCACCAAAGACCAGAUGUUCCAAGGCAGUAUGGGAGUCAAAGACAUCUGGAAGAUUCCUAUGGCAGGCCCUCCAGUCAUCAGCAGCCUCCCUCUUACAACGCUCCAGCAUUCCAUCCACAGAGGACCCUACCUCAUGGCGGUGUCCUUGCACCCCCACGGUACACCACACAGCCACCCCACCCCGGGGGUCAGUACAGAGGCUACCCCAGUGAUGAGUCGGUGCCCCAAGACUCCGGCAGCCACAGUAGUGGUAUCGGCAGCCGCAACACGUCCCAGAGCAACGGCUCUGUACACCCCCACCAGCGAGGCGGUGGGGGUAAAGGUAGUGCGUCCUUCAGUUCAACCCACGACCCGGAUCUAAGCCUGGAGGGUCAUCAGCCAUCUGGCCCUCUGACCCAUCGUAGAGACACCUCAGGGGAUGAAAACUAUGAAUUUGACUCUUUGAACGCACUGGAGAAUGAUAUCAUGGAUGACUUGAAGAGGUAUUCCAGACUAAGUGGCACAGCGCCUAGACAUUCACAUUCCAGGGUAGACCAACAUAGUGAGCACCCACCAGACAAAGCCAACAGGUAUCCAGACUCUGACCAAAGGUUUCAGAAGCUUAGGGAGGAGUUUAAACAAUACAGACAACUGCAGCACCUCCCACAGGAGGAAAUACACCCUCCACCCACAGCUACAUCAGCCCUGCCCAUUGGUCAAGAUGGCGAGCCACUUUAUCCAAUGGACAGCGAAAUGUUGUAGCUAAAAAAAAUUCUUGUAAUAAAAAAGGUAUCUUAAAAACAUGGAGCAGAAAUCUUAAAACAAUAUUUGUCUUUAUUCUUUUAAUGUACAAACACAAGUUUUUCAAUUAGUUAUGUUUUCAAGCAAAGAAUGAAUAAAUAUUUACAGGACAGAUAACACUGACUGGCUGGGAUGGCUUAGCAUAAAAACCUGUAACCAGUUUAGAAUUUCUCUGCCUCUGCUUGGUAUACAAGACCCAUCUAGCACCAGUUGGUCUUAUUUACCAAGGUACAGUACCAAUCAUUCUUUAUUAAGCAAGGUGCUAUAAACAGAAAACAUAUAAUCUAGAUGGAUGGCACUGCUCUUAUGAACAAUGUAUUUGUGGGUUUUUUUUAAUUGUUAAUUUAUCAUUGAUUUCAUAAUUUGCAUAUAAGCAUAAUUAAAAUAUAUUUUAUGUGUACAAGUCUUUUUGCAGUAUUAGUCAUGGAUAAGUCUAUAUUUCUUGUUGCAAAAUUAGUCAAGGUUUUAAAAAAAUGCCUGAAGGUCUUAGUGCAAGGUUUAAAGCUUAAAAGUAUUUUCAGGUAUUUUAGCUGUUUUUACAAUAAAUAAUUCUACAACAGAAGUGGUUGUAUAAUUUUAUAUUCAUUUUUCUUUAAACUAGAUUUUGAUUAAUGGCGAGCAAGCUUGAAAAUUGUAUGUUUAUACAAAAAUGCAAUUUUUUUUAAUGAAACAACAAAACCACGACUAAUACUGGAAAAAGAUUUCUUUAAAAAAAUUACGUCCUUAGAGUAUCAGCGAUUCACCUUGAGUAAAACUAGGACCCAGAAUAAUUUUUUAUUUGAUCUCAAUGAUGCUUUAAAUCAAAUAAAACACUUUCACCAUACUUAAUGGUAGACAAUAAUAUAUUGAGAAGUGAACAUCAAUCCUACUAUUGGUAAAAGAUUUUUACCUGUACCAUAAUGCAUCUGCCCAAGUGUAGUGGGGACUGAAGUGAAAGGUUGGUGAUAAUACACUUACAUUUUAUUGUUGUAGUUUUGAAAAUUAUAAAAACUCAAUAUACUUUCUCAAUCUAGUUUUGCCAAACUUAGAUUAAAUUUUAAAAAUAAAGUUGAUUGUUGUACAGUUAUAAACUGAAAAAUAAAACCAGAACACAUCAUUGAAUUAAACAUUGAUACCUAAGCUGUUUGAAUCAAACAUUGAUACCUAAGCUGUUUUAAACGAGGUGAAAGCUUGACACCAUGGAAGAGUUGUGAUUUUUAAUAUUGUUUUUUUUUUCUUCAGUCAUGAUGUGCUAUAGUUUUAAAAAAAAAAACCAAAUUGAACACACUAAUGCUGUUGAUGUUUACAUGUCUUGUGUAUGUGUUUCUUUUUAAAUUUCAAGUGAAUACAAUUGUCUUACAUAUACAUGCUGUACUGAAGAUUUUUUUCUGUAUAUAUUUAUAACUGGUAAAUUGAUGAUCAUAUAAUAUAACUUUGUUAUCUACAAAGUUAAUAACUGUACCAAAUGCUUCAAACUUACUUUUUGGGUAUAUAAUAAAAUGUUAUAUAUUAUAAUAAAUUAAUGAUGGAUUAAUGAAUUGAUUAUAGAAUAAUUUAUUUCUUUGUUCUGAUGCUAGUUAUGUUGUUUUGUACUGUUUGUCAGAAGUGGGUUUCAUCAGUGCUACUGAUCACGUGAUCAUAUACAUUUAGUGUGUGUACGAGUCUUGCUGUCUUGUUGAUAACAUUAGUGAGCAUUGCUGCAAAACAAAUUGAGGAUGUCCAGUAGAGUGCUGAAACUGGGUUGGCUAAUCAGGAUCUAGAAACUAAGUAAAACUUAAGUACAGAAUGUUAAAAGUAAUCAAUGUUUUAAGUUUUUAAAAAUGUGUCCUGUUUGUGAAUAGACUGAUGAGCAUACGGUUGCCUGGAGGUUGAUACUUUCAGAUGACCAGUGGUAUUGUGUUGUGCUGAGGUGUUCAGUGUUGAUGACACAUUUUAUAAAACUUUGAGAGAUGUAUCAGAGACAGGGUCUUUACCAACCUGACACCCCUUGUUAAAGAUGGUAGCUUCUAACUGACAGCUGUUGAAUACAUAAACCCGUCCCACUCCCUCUGGUUUAGGUUUAAGUGUUAUAGCAGCAUUUAUUACUUUUAAAAUGAGUUAUCUAAUUAGGGACAUGCUGUCUUGUUAACAUAGCUUUGACUGUCAUUUUAAGAUAACGCUGAAUCUCAGUGUGUUACACAAAAUUCCCCGGUGCAGUGUGGCAAAGGCUUGAUAAUUUUCUUCAACUUAUUUCAAGUGAUUUAUUUCUGCCUAAUGAGAGUGUCCUCCCUUUCCCUAACACCCAGAUAGUCUCCCCUCUCACUCAGUUAACCUCCCAGAAGGCCUACUAGUAAGAACAUGACUAAGAAAGUAGUUCUAGUUUGUGGUUGAUUUUAUUUAAAAACAAAUGUAGUAGUAAACCCUUAUAUUAAAAAAAAAAUCUCAGUUUCUUUUGUUGUAACUUCAUUGUGGUUAGAAUAUAUUUCUAUAAACAUGUUAUCUUUAAAUAAAUUUUCUAUUGAAAUAUAAAUACACAAAUGAUGAGCUGUGUGUAUAUUUAUAAUGAUCAGUCAUGAAUAAGGUUUUUCACAAUUUUAUAUAAUUCCUCAUCCCCAUUUGUCUUGAUUUGUAAACAUUUUGUUUGCUUCUCUUUGUUACUGUGCAUUGGUUUUAACUUAAAACAUUUUUUAUCAAUAUUUUAAAAUUUGACUUUGCAUAGAAAAGGAAUUUUUUUAAAUUGCCUGGUUAGCUACUUAAUGUUAAUAGGUAGGUCCACACGAACUACUUACGGAGAUAUGCUGUUUUUUUUUUCUUUUCAAUUUUUUACAAUUUAAAAUUUGAAGCUUUUUAAAUACUUUUAAAAUUUAUUAUAUUUGGCACAUGAAAGUUAAGUAUUAAACAGUAAAAAGAGGCUUGAAAACAAUUUCGGUUGUCAUAGAAACAAGAAUAAACCAUUUUAGAUUAUGUGGUUCUUUUAAAAACGCAAAUGCUUUUUAUUCUUGCAAUUUGUGCAAUCUAAUUGAAAUUUUAGUGGAAAAGAAUAUGAUUUAUAAAUUAUGCGGCCAAAAAAAUUGUAUUUUAAGUAUAUUAAAAAAAAAUUCUCAAGAAAUUUAUGUUCUUCAUACAAAAAUUAAAAAGCAUCCAAAAGUGAAAGAAAUGCAUUAUGUACAAAAUCAAUUUUUUUUUUUACUUAAUGAGUCCCUUUCCAAGAUAUAUAAAUGAUAGAGUUUGGAAGAAAAACAAAUUUACAUUUAAAGGGAAGUAAAGUUUAAGAAGAUAACUAUAGUAUUCUAUACUUAUUUUUUCAAACAAUUUUUAGUUUGUUUAUUAAAAAUUUCAAAUAGUGUUAGCAAAAAAUAAAAUGGGAAAUUAUAAAUAUUAUGAAGAGUUUUAGUGUAGUUUAUAAUUUAACAUCAUUCUUGCACAAAAAAUUUUAAAACUGAAAAUAAAAUAAAAAUAAAAAAAUAUCUACAAGCCAUGCACACCAGUAUAAUUUUAUGUCAUAACAUUUAAAACAUGUAUACUUAAAAUUUUGCUUUUAUGUUAAAUUUGAUUAAUUAGUUUUAUUUUUAAAUUUAAGAUUUGAUCAUUCCUAAUUGUUUACUUUCUAUAGUGUACAUUUUGACAUCAAUUAAUUGUGUAAACAAAAAUUCCAUGUUUGCUAGACUUACAAAAAAAAAAUUAUUUUUUAAUGUCUGAUGUUUUCAUAAUGUAAACAAAUAUAUUGUUAAG